AUGACCAUCUCCCUCCAACGUAUCUGUCUUUUGUCGACUUGUCCCAACAUCCUUUUUUCAGACAACCACCUGAGGCUCUUCAAGGUCUACAUCGCCACUCGGAGCAACAUCACAACCGCCCCUCCUUACCGAUCGCGCCAGCGCCGCACCCAAAGCGCCACCGUCCUUGCUACACUACACAGGGCAAAACGGCGCAGCAGGGUCUCUAUACCCAUCCGCAACCCCGAGUUCUUCCAAUCCGCCUCUCGCGACAUCUUCUUGUCCAAGGUCCUGCCGAGGAGGCUGUCGCCUCGUCUGCAUCCCGAUCCCAAGCCUGUGACAAAGCGACCUGCAACACCGCUCGCCACGCUACCCACCAUGGAGAUGCCACUUCAGCCGCGCCCAGUUUCCGGGCUGGGCUUCGAUCUCGACGCCGAACGGCCUCCAUCUGCGUGCUCCGACGCGAUUCCCCGUGGCCUGCAGUCACCCCACCGUAUACAGCCCUCAGUAGGACUCGACGACCUUCUCGAGACCCGGUCCGCCCGCUCGAACUCCGCGGCGUCACGGAACCCCAAUAGGCUGUCCUUGACUCUCCCCAUACCCGUCAACCUUCCGACCGCCACACCCACACGACCUUCGUCAUCAGUAGCACCAUCGUAUCCCGCCACCCCCGCCGAGACACCUGAUCUUAUGUCCCCAGUCGACCCGAAGGAUUUCAUUGCAGCUAUCGCCUCACAAGAGAGACGCGUUCUCGACCUGCGCGAGGAGCUUGCUCGGGCAGAGCGGGAGCUGAAUGUGCUGAAGAGGAAUUUCACUCAUACCGAGCGCACCAAGAAGGCACGGGAGACCAGAACUUCACAGAGGAUGCGCGAUAUGUCUAUGACCCUUAUCGAUAUAUCCACCUCAGACGAGGAUACGGCGGCAGCGAAGCGCAGCGCCGAGCUGGACAGGCGGAAGGCUAUCCUUCUCGGCAUGCAAAGCGCGCCUGGCACGCCACAACUGCCCCAAGAGUCCAAGAAGAAGGUUUUCCAAGGAGGGCACAUGCGGACCUUGUCCCUGUUGUCACCAACGAAGACCGAGCCAGGAGACUUCUCGGUGCACGAGGAUGCCGUCGACCAGCUCAAGACAUCCUCCAAGGAACUUGAUGAACAAUUCGCCAAUAUUGUGCGCUAUGCACCCAUAACCCCGGCACAGCUUUCGAAACGCGCCUCCUGGGCCCCUCGCUCUGUCCAACACCAGGCCACGAGCGGCGUCAAGCAGAUUGCUGAAGACCUCAAGAUUGGGCUGUGGACGUUCGUCGAGGAUCUUCGACAGGCUACAGUUGGCGACGAGCCCAUUACGGGCGUGGGCCAGCCCAUGCGUGGUCCCCACAGUGGCUCACGGCCUGGAAACGGCUCCUUUGCCGACGACCAAGGGACUAUUCGGCCAUCCGUGCAGUCGACGCGAUCACAAGCAACUACGGCGUUCGAGGACGACAGCUUUGGCAGCCCGCUCCAGGAGGAGACCGGGAAUGCUAACCGCCACCAGCGCAAGACCUCGAAGGCGGAGAAGCCCAAACGCUGGUCGUGGACGCCCCUGACGGUCGACUCUCUGGAUGACAGCGACUGGUCCAACUGGGACAUGCCACCUACCAAGUCGCCGCGCUGGAGCGGCACCACCAUCGCUGGGGAUGCCAUUCCAACCAUCCCGGAAAAGACCGAGAGUGAGGCGGCUGCGGCUCAAAAGGACUGCGAUCAGGUUUUGCAGCCGGCGGCCAAGCUCGACGAGCUUUCUUGGCCUGUGCUCAACGGCCUGACGCCGGGCAAGCUCAAGCAGCACGCGUCUGAGUACAUCAAGGAGUGGGAAAAGAGCCUCUCCCCGCCAGGAUCAGUCCUCUUUGCGAACGACGAGAUCAAUGCCGCGUAA
Gaeumannomyces tritici R3-111a-1 is the source of this 1884-nucleotide messenger RNA. RefSeq lists its product as hypothetical. The coding region runs from base 1 to 1884 and encodes 627 amino acids. The record is from RefSeq and is a predicted model, not a curated record. The transcript is spliced from 2 exons. Lineage: Eukaryota; Fungi; Ascomycota; Sordariomycetes; Magnaporthales; Magnaporthaceae.